CCUCCUGGCCCACUGCCUCCUGCUUCCAAGGAGUUUGAGGACUAGCAGCUGUAAGAGAGCCACCAGCGGCUGGGCUCCAGAGCUAGGAAAGGAUGAAGCUUUCUUAAGGCAUCUUUCCUUUUGGAGAUAAAACAAUUGGAGACGGAAGUGCUUGUGUUCUCUGCAAUAUGUGAUCCUAAGGCAACAACUCCCUUUGCCUUAAGAAAGAAAUUGGCAGGCCUGCAAAGAGAUUCUUUGAACCCCUUUAGAGGCUGAGUGGAGAUGAAAGAGCCAGAGCCAGCUGGUCCUAAAGCCCAAAGGGGAUGCCAUGAUGCCAUUGGCCCUGGGAACAAUGGAGCAUUCUGGGAAAGAACAGGCCAGAAGGACCUGACCAAGGACACUGGCAGCUCUGAGGUCCAGCGCCAGCGCUUCAGGGAUUUCUGCUACCAGGAUGCCAAAGGACCCCGGGAGGUUUGUAGGCAAAUUCACAACCUUUGCCAGCAAUGGCUGAAGCCAGAGAAGCACACAAAGACUCAGAUGCUGGACCUGGUGAUCCUGGAGCAGUUCCUGGCUAUCCUUCCCCCGGAGAUGGAGAGCUGGGUUCGAGAGUGUGGGGCAGAGACCAGUUCCCAGGCUGUGGCCCUGGCAGAAGGUUUCCUCCUGAGCCAGGCAGAGGAGGAGAAGCAGAUGGAGGAAGAGAUGAAGAUGGAGUUAGGCAAAGCAGCCACUGCAUUGCUUAAGGCAGAGGAGACCCAGCAGCAGACUAAGAGAUGGCUCAUGGAGGAGGAUGACAAAGGUGCUACCUCUCUUGGCGAGAGACUAAACCUCUGGCCUUGUCCAAGGACUUCUCCUGUUGCAAUGGACAUGGUUGCAGCCCAACCAGAUCAGGAUUUGAUGGCCUUUGAAGAGGUUGCUGUGCGUUUCACAGAGGAGGAGUGGGCUCUGCUGGACCCAUGCCAGAGGGCUCUACACAGGGAGAUCAUGGAGGAGACUUGUGGGAUAGUGGCCUCUCUGGGUGCUCUGAGGAAGAGUGAUACAAAGGAUGAACAACAGAGCAGAAAAAGCACAGCAGAACAGAAGUGGAUGAAGAGAUCUGGGUUUUCUCAAAGUGUGCCUUCCCAUGAAAUCUCACAACUAGAAGAAUGUUGCACAGAAAGAGAAAAUAAUAUAUUCCUUUGUUGGACAAAAAACCUAACUGGUGUACCUGCAGGAGUACAUGAACCAAAAGAGCUAUUUAAAGACUCAGAAUGUGGAAAGACUUUCAAGUGGAGGGUACAUGCUGUUGUUCAUCAACGAACUCAAACAGAAGGCAAAUAUUUCCCAUGCUCAGUGUGUGGAAGGAGCUUCUGUCAAUGCAACAGCUUUACUGAGCACCAAAUAAUCCAUGUAGAAGACAAACCCUACAGAUACUCAGACUGCAGAAAGAGCUUCAUACAGGGUAAUAGACUUACUGUCUAUCAAACAGGUGACACGGGAGAGAAACCCUAUAAAUGCUUAGAGUGUGGAAGAAGCUUUAGACAGAAUGAUACACUUGUUGACCAUCAACUGACUCAUGCAAGCAAGGAGUCAUACAAAUAUGUGGAGUGUGGAAAGCAAUUCAGAGAAAGCUGUAAAUUUGCUGUUGAUCAAAGAAACCACUCAGUAGAGAAACCCUAUGAAUGGACAGUCCAUGGGCAAAGCUUCACACAAAACGAUGGCCUUGCUGCCCAUCAAAGAAUCCAUACAGGAGAAAGACUGUAUAAAUGCUCUGAGUGUAGAAAUUGCUUCAGGCACAACAAUAUCCUUCCUAACCAUCAAAGCAAUACAGGAGAGCUACUGUACAAAUGUUUACAGUGUUGUAACACAUUUACAGAAACUGGGAGAGCCAAUAAACCUGCUUCAUUAGCUCCUCCCAGCGUGUCAAAAAAACGUAGAUCUAUAAGUUUAGCAACCAAAAUGGAAAUUAUAAGAAGGGUGGAGGCUGGUGAAAGGAAAAGUCGAGUGGCACAGUCUUUGGGGCUGGCACAAUCCACUUUAAAGACUAUUUUAAACCAAUCAGAAAAAAUCAAGUCCUCUGUGCAAAACUGCAGUGAUGUUACUAUUGGUAUAUUAACACGCACACGACACAGUAUCAUUGAGAAAAUGGAGAGACUACUGAGUGUUUGGGUAGAUGAUAUGAGACAGCAUCACAUGCCAAUCAGUCAGUUGGCAAUACAACACAAAGCCUUAAGUCUCUUUCACCAGUUAAAGGCACAAGAAGAAGGCACUACAGAAACAUUUGUGGCCUCCCGUGGGUGGUUCCACAAAUUCAAGAAACGUGCCAGAAUUCAUAGUGUCCGCUUCUUGAGUGGAGGUACAAAUGCUACAGUCCAGGCAGCUAAGAAAUCCGCAUCCACUUCAAAAGUAUAGUGGAGGAAGAGUGAUACCCUCUGAAUUUGGUGUUUAGAGCAGAUGAAACAGGGCUAUUUUGGAAGGCUUUGCCCUCUUAAGGGUUCCCAACUUGGGGUGCCCACAUCCCUAGGAAGUGCGAGACAGAAUUUCAGGACAUGUGACAAAGAUUGGCUUGUUUCCCUUGAGUGCUGAGUCAGGAGGUGUUUUUUAUCUGAAUAAAAUGAAUAAAUGAAUCAUUUUUUUCUGAAUAAAUUAGAAUUAAUUACUCAAUUCAGAUUUGCAUUUUAUGCAUUGAGUAAAAGCUUCAUUUUUUAAAAGUUUAAUUUGUUCACUCACAGUAUUGUAUGGGGUUCAAAAAUUAGACUUAUUCUUUUUUAAAUGUGAUAUUACAGUUGGCCCUUCCCUACAUGGGGGAUCCAUUCUGGACCCCGCCGUGUAAGGGGAAAAAAUGCGUAAACUCAAGCCCCGUUAAAAUUAAUGGGGCUUGUUCCCGCGGCUUGCACCCAGCACAUCAAGGGACGCACUCCAUUGCUUCUUCCGGGGCGUGGGAGAAGUCUUUCUGGUGCGUCUUCCAGCAUAUGCUGAAAGAUGUGUAUGGCACGCCCGCAUAUGAUGUGGGCGCACUGUACAUUUGUAGGGAGGCAGUGUAAUUUUGAACCAAGGUUCUUCUGGUAUCAGACUGUGCUCCAGGGAAUUCACCAAACCUUGGCUCACUUCUUACCUGCAUAUUUGUAGAACUGAUUUUCCCCACACCAAAUAUGUCAUUGCUUCUACAACCAGAGGACCCCAAGGUGUUAUAACAAGCCUGUUUUGCAAAGUAUUCUUUCAGCCAAUUGAUCACAGCAGAAGAAGACCAGCAGAUGAUUAGAGCAAUAAUCCAUGAAGACAUUUUGGAAAACUUACAACAUAAAGCUAUCAGUAGUAUCAGAGACAGCCAGAAGGAAAUGACAUAUCUGUGCCUUAAUGGCAUUUGGUAGCGGUUGUGGAAAAGAACAUGUUGGAUUGGAACAUGAGAUUCCUGCAGUUAACACAGAUGUUGCAGAAAAGACAAAAGCAGUUCUCUUUGACAAAGCUGGCCCAGGUAAUAUCCAAGAUUUGCCAGAUGGCUGUGGUGAGUCUCUGAUAAACAAGGAACGAUGAGAGCUGAUGGAGAAACCAGUGACUCAAGCAAAUAAAGGCAGUUUAGCAAUGAAGAUGUUCUGGAGAGAGUGCUAACAACAAAGAUAUUGUCUGAUUAUUUGUUAGAUUUCUCUUACCUUAGAGCAUGGGUGACCAACUGUGGAAGGCUUGGGAGCUGCAUUAGCCCCCUUGGAAACCGCCAAGGAUACCCCCCCUCCAUAUCUGCUCCCACCAAAUAUAUAUACAUUUGGAACUCUGUAUCCACAGAUUCAACCAUUUAUGGUUUGAAAAUAUUUAAAAUACAGUCAGCCCUCCACAUUUCCAGAUUUGAUUGUUCAUGGAUUUGAUUGAUAUCUUGUAGCUAGGAAUCUCAAGGUCCUCCAGCUCAACUGUGUGGGCAACAUCUGUAGAAAUCACACUGGAAGACCUAGAGGUUCCCAGAGAGAUUAUGGCGGAGUCCUGGACCCAAACAUCAGGGGAUACAAAGGGCCCACUCUAGACACACACACUUGCCCUCAAAUGGUCUCUAGGGGCUAGGGGGCAUAUUCACCAUGGUUUGGGGCCAGAAGCCUUUUUUAACAAUAGGAUGUGAAUACAGAUUGCUUUCUGUUCACUUUGUGUUUAAAAAAAAGUCUUCUCCUAAGUCUAAAUUGGUCAGGUGAGGCAAGGUACAAAUGCCACCUCUAGACCCAGAGGCCAUUUUGGAGUGGAAAAAUAUGUGGAUUUAAAAAACAAACUAUAGACAGCCAUGGGAGCCACAAAAUGGCCCUGGUUGCACAUUGCUCAUCUAACUCAUGCCUUAGAGAUUAUGUCCAGAAAAUACCUUGAUUUUGAUCAGACUGUAUAGUAAGGAAAACUCUACUUAGAGCUUUAGAUUAUUACAGUGAGAUGCUGUGUCUGUAAAAAGAUGUCAGAUAUCCCUGCAAGGGGUAGUGGAUUGAGCGGACUCAAGAGCAAGAUUGAAAUCCCUGUUCAACCAGGGAGAUGCACUGGGUGACCUUGGGCAAGUUACACUCUCUCAGCCUCAGAGGAUGGUAAUGGCAACCCCCCUCUGGAGCAACUUAGCAAGAAAACCCCCCAUAAAUUGGUAGCAAAUUGAAGGCACACGGCAACUACCCUUAGUUACCUUCUUUGGGGGAGGGGGGAACCUUCAAGUGAUGUUUAGGAGGCUUGGGGUCUUCUUGUUUACUUACCCAAGGGUUUCUGGAUGUGGUUGUUUAAUUUCAUUUGUGUAUUUUGUUUGAAUAAAAAGUUGGCUGAAA
Sceloporus undulatus (fence lizard) is the source of this 4730-nucleotide messenger RNA. RefSeq names its product zinc finger protein with KRAB and SCAN domains 8-like. Gene Ontology annotation, molecular function: RNA polymerase II cis-regulatory region sequence-specific DNA binding; DNA-binding transcription factor activity, RNA polymerase II-specific. The transcript has 6 exons. Gene Ontology annotation, biological process: regulation of transcription by RNA polymerase II. Lineage: Eukaryota; Metazoa; Chordata; Lepidosauria; Squamata; Phrynosomatidae. The record is from RefSeq and is a predicted model, not a curated record. Bases 262 to 2367 code for a protein of 701 amino acids.